This is a messenger RNA of Porites lobata, 870 nucleotides long. NCBI's taxonomy places the organism in Eukaryota, Metazoa, Cnidaria, Anthozoa, Scleractinia, Poritidae. The record is from the annotation of a GenBank genome assembly.
AUGCUUCCAUUUUGCCUAAUAAAUAUUCUUCUAUCCAUCACGGCAUCUCUGGGCAAUUUUCUUAUUUUGAUUGCCCUUCGCAAGGUAUCCGUAACUUCUCUUCAUCCGCCAACAAAACUGAUGUUCCAAUGCCUGGCGGUCUCCGAUCUUGGUGUUGGUCUCAUUUCCCAGCCACUUUUUAGCCUCUUAUUCCUGAAAUGCUGCUUCUAUGAAAAGAUGACUUGGAAUGUACUUUAUAUCGCCAACUGGUCUUCAUCCAUUAUUUUUUGUGGAGUGUCGAUGUCGACGUCAACCGCCUUAAGUGUGGACAGACUUCUUGCCCUGUUUCUUGGGCUAAGAUAUAGAAGAGUUGUAACACUAUGUCGAAUCCGUGCCAUUAUUUGCUUGUUUUGGUUCAUUGCUGUUUCGUGUACUUUUGUGAUGUUUUAUGGCAGUUAUUAUGUUUUUCUGACCACAAUUACCACUGCGAUAGUUCUUUCUUUAGUAAUUUCACUGGUUUCCUACUCAAAGAUAUUCCUUAGACUUAGACAACAUCAGCGUUGUGUACAAGAGAAUGCUCAUGAUGGACAACCGAACGGAGGUAGAAUUCCACUGAACAUAGCACUUUACAAAAAGACGGUCGUUAGUAUAGCGAUGGUACAGGUUGCCUUGUUUGUAUGCUAUGUACCGUCAAUAAUUUCUCUGAUAACCAUACGACCGAGUGAUCAUGACAAUAGCCAUAGCACUACACUGAUCAUCGUUCGAGAGGCUGCCACCACUAUUUUUUACUUAAACUCGUCUCUUAAUCCAUUUUUGUACUUUUGGAGGAUGAAAGAAUUAAGACAAGUAGUGAAGGCGAUAAUCAAAAGGGUUUUUUCGUGCCUUAUUUAA